AGGUGAGUCAAGCAGCUCAAACAUAGGACAAUACCGGAAGCUAGUCAGAAAAAAAUACUCCAAAUGAAAUAACCGCAGGCCGAUUGAUGAUAACUAUGGGAUCAUACGGCUAUUCAUAAAUCCUGCACGAGCUCCGAACCUCUCAGCUCUAAACACGAUCAGCAGCGUCUGUCCAGUCCAGCUCCUCCAGCUCCUCCAGCUCCUCUCACAACAACAAACACGCUCUCAGCGGCAGGAAGGGAAGCGAAGAGAGAGAAAGAAACACAUUUAACAUGUUGUUUUGUCAGCAGACACCUUGGUAAAGUUACCAGUUUGUGGAUAAGACGAAAAAGACGGAUCGUCCAGAUUUCCUCAGCAGCCUCGGACUGUCCACUCUAACGACAACAUCUGGGAGUGACGAAGAGAAAAUGAAGAUCUGCACUCCGGUGUGAGUUCCUGGGAUGCUCGACCGACCUGUACCCCAUGCUUUUCUAAGGCCUCCAGAAGCUAAAGACAGGGUGUCAUUGACAGAGCGAGUGACCCCUCUGAGCUGCCACCAUGGCCCUGGUUCAGGCUCUGCCCAUAUCUGCUGAGCCCCACAACCCCGGCCUCAGUGGAGGACCCCGCAGGAGACACCCCUCCGGGUCUUCACCCCCCAUCGACGCACCACCCUCCACUCUGGAUCCUAUGGGUUCCGUCAGCAGCCUCAUCGCCUCCCGCCCCGGCCCCUACCAGGACCACCGAUCUCUCGUUGAACUGGGUACCAGGGUCCGACGGCCCACACCGGGCGCCCCCUGUCUGGGCUCUGAUUCGCCCCUGGACUCCUUAUUACUGCAGAGCAUCCCGGCGCUCAAGAAGCAGAGCUCCACGACGUCCAGCAGGGGGCUGGAGAAGGACAGUGGGAAUGUGAACUAUACCUAUCUGAAUGAGGAGUAUGUAGGCGACUGGAACGACAACCACGUAACACGUGCCAGCCCAGGAAGUGAUGCAGACGAGACUAAAGCAUCAGGGUUCAAUGGGAACAUGGGGGGACCUCCUCCAAAACUGAUCCCUGUGUCAGGAAAACUUGAGAAGAACAUGGAGAAAACGGUGCUGCGGCCCACUGCCUUCAAACCCGUCAUUCCCAAGAGCCGUACCUCCAUGCAAUACCUCUCCCCUCGCCACUGUGCCAACGCAUCGGAAAGCCAAAACAACCUGAAUCUGCUGAGCCCCACCCACACAGAGGCGUCGCCCUCCUGCUCUGAGAAAAGCAGCUCGUACAGCAGGGCCCGCCACAGCGGCGGCGGCGGCAGCAGCCACUCCUGCCAACUGACCGACUCCGGACGCAACUCCCUCUCGAGCCUCCCGCCUUACAGCAACGGCGGCUACAGUCUGGCAUCAGGGGAGGCCUCUGCUGGCCACCUGGAGCCCAUGAAAAGCGCUCCGCCAGUCAGCGGACACGGACACUCCAACUCAGACAGCGGGCGCUCAUCCUCCAGUAAGAGUACAGGCUCCGGCUCGAUAAGUGGCCGAGGUCAACCUCUGUCUGACAGCGGGUCCAACGGGCGCUCCCCUGGCCCGGUGGAGGGUUACGAGGGGGUGGUGAGGGACCUCGAGGACAAGCUGAGGGAGAGAGAGCUGGAGCUGCAGCAACUCAGAGACAACCUGGAUGAGAAUGAAGCUGCAAUUUGUCAGGUUUAUGAGGAGAAGCAGAAGCGUUUUGAGCUGGAGCUGGAGGAGCUGAGGCAGGGCUGUGCCACCAGGAUGCAGGUAGCCUCGCAGAAGGCCCAGCGUGCACAGCAGGUGCUUCAGUUGCAGGUUUAUCAGCUCCAGCAGGAGAAGAAGAAGCUGCAGGAGGACUUUGCUCAGCUUCUGAAGGAGAGGGAGCAGCUCGAGGAACGCUGCACCUCCUAUGAGCACGAGAAGAUCCAGCUGGGGCCUCGACUGGAGGAGAGCAAGUGGGAGGUGUGUCAGAAGUCGGGGGAAAUCUCGUUGCUGAAGCAGCAGCUGAAGGAGGUGCAGGGAGAGUUAGCACAGCGUGUGGGAGAGAUCGUCUCGCUGCGGGGUCAACUCCGAGAGAGUCGUGGCGAGCUGACCAACACCCAGGUCCUGCUCCAGGAGGCCCACGGCACGACCCGCACACGAACCCUGGAGCUGGAGGUGUGCGAAAACGAACUACAGCGGCGCAAGAGCGAAGCGGAGCUGCUCAGAGAAAAGGUAGGACGCCUCGAGGGAGAGUUGGCUCAUCUCAGAGAGGCUUUGGCCAGUCAGGGCCCAGGAAACAGACAGUGUCAGGUGUUCCAGGAAGCAGAGGAGCACCUGCUCGCCUAUGAGAGCGACGAGGCGAAGGCCCAGCGGCAGAGCAGCACCGAGGCCCUGCAGAACAUGAAGACGCAGUUUGACAGGAUGAGGGCCGAGCUUACCUACGAGCGUCAACGGGCCGAGCAGCAGACGGGAGGCUUCGAGGAGGAGCGCAGGAUAUGGCAGGAGGAGAAGGACAAAGUUAUCCGCUACCAGAAGCAGCUGCAGCAGAACUACGUGCAGAUGUAUCGCAGAAACCGAGAGCUGGAGCAGCUCCUGCAGGAGCUCAGCCAGGAACUGGAGAGCAGAGAGGAGGACGAGGGCAGCGGCAACGAGAUCAACUUUGACGAGAUCGCCGCCACGGAAAUCUGACCCUUGUGUCUCUCCUUCUUUUGAUUUGCACUACUGUCGGCUAAAUGUUUUUUUUUUCACCUACAUGUCACAGAUCUAAUCUCU
Molecule: messenger RNA, 2715 nt
Organism: Sebastes umbrosus (honeycomb rockfish)
Lineage: Eukaryota; Metazoa; Chordata; Actinopteri; Perciformes; Sebastidae
Product: leucine zipper putative tumor suppressor 2 homolog
Exons: 9
Coding region: 538-2631 (697 amino acids)
Biological process (GO): negative regulation of canonical Wnt signaling pathway; cell division
Source: RefSeq, a predicted model, not a curated record